GCGCCUGCUCCAGCCGCUCUUUCGACUACUUCAGCCCGCUGCCUACCGCCCUUCGCCGGAAACCACCCCUCCGCCCCUUCUCGCCCCUUCCCGCCCGCACCAUGGCUGUCUCCGGCAACUGCGAGCACUCGUUCAAGAUGGUCAAGUCGGACAACUCGCUCAUCCACUGGAUCUGCAACAUGUGCCAUUCCGGGCCGCACUGGUUCAUCUUCGAGUGCCAGCGCUGCAAGCUCAAGACGUGCCGGCCGUGCUCGCAGAAGGCGUAA
Diplodia corticola is the source of this 266-nucleotide messenger RNA. RefSeq lists its product as uncharacterized. The record is from RefSeq and is a predicted model, not a curated record. The transcript has a single exon. The annotation marks the transcript as partial. NCBI's taxonomy places the organism in Eukaryota, Fungi, Ascomycota, Dothideomycetes, Botryosphaeriales, Botryosphaeriaceae.